Molecule: messenger RNA, 4763 nt
Organism: Osmia lignaria (orchard mason bee)
Lineage: Eukaryota; Metazoa; Arthropoda; Insecta; Hymenoptera; Megachilidae
Product: leucine-rich repeats and immunoglobulin-like domains protein 3
Molecular function (GO): protein binding
Source: RefSeq, a predicted model, not a curated record
UACGUAACGUACAGUUACGAAAUAAGUUUUGAACGGAACGAUACGAGAGUGCAUACGAUGUCGGAUUCCGAACAAGUAUUUCUUCUACGUCGGCUUGUGUGGAAAUGCAAAUGGACCGUUAUUGUUUUAUCGAUAUUAUGUGUUAUUCCAUUGAACGUUGUAAAUGCCGACAUGAAAUCGUAUGGUGCGAAGGAUAAUCAGUGUCCCGUUGAGUGUGGGUGCCUUGGGAAUGUGGUGGACUGCAGUAGCUUACAAUUGAUCGGAGCACCCAGUGGUCUACCACCAUGGACAGAGAUCUUGGAAUUAAAAGAAAAUAAUAUAACUAGUUUGGAACCAGAUGCCUUGUUACAUUUAACUAAGCUCAAAGAACUGGAUCUUAGUGCUAACAAAUUUGGAGAUAACUUUACAAUUGUUUUACCAACAGCUACACAGUUACAAGGACUGAAAGUUAAUAAAAAUCAAUUGACUAGAGUGCCUGAUAUGGUUUUUGUUGAAAAUAUAACUCACCUUGCAUUAGCUCAUAACUCGAUUAGCGAUAUAAAUGGUACCGCUCUACUUACCUUGCAACGACUUGAAAAUUUGGAUGUCAGUGGAAAUAGGAUAAGCGUCAUACGAAAUGGAUCAUUUCUUGCUCCUAAUUGCCUUACGCACUUAAACUUAAAUAUGAAUCAGAUAAGGCUAAUCGAAAAUGGAAGUUUAGAUAAUCUAACUUCCUUGGAAGAACUACGUUUAAAUAAAAAUCAUUUAACUCAAUUGAAAGAUCUUUUUACAAAUUUAAGGAAACUGCGUAUAUUAGAAAUAAAUAGAAACGAAUUACAGACGAUCCAAGGGCUUAGCCUCCUGGGUUUAAGAAAUCUUAAAGAAUUACGGUUAAAAAGAAAUAAGAUCGAAUCGUUGGACGAUGGAGCAUUCUGGCCUCUUGAAAAUUUAACGAUAUUACAACUUGAUUUUAAUUUGCUAACUGUGGUGAGAAAAGGCGGUCUCUUUGGAUUAGAGCGUUUACAAAAAUUGACGCUGUCGCACAAUCGAAUAAUCACGAUCGAGGUGCAAGCUUGGGAUAAGUGUAAAGAGAUUGUAGAAUUGGAUCUGUCGCACAACGAAAUAGCUUCCGUCGCACGAGGUACAUUUGAAUUUUUAGAAAAGUUGGAAAAACUGAAAUUGGACCACAAUCAAAUUACGUACAUUUCGGAUGGCGCGUUCCGUUCAACCCCUAAUCUACAGAUACUGGAACUUAAUUUCAAUAAAAUUUCGUACAUGGUGGAAGAUAUUAACGGCGUGUUUGAUCCAUUGGGCCAAUUAUGGAAAUUAGGGUUGGCGUACAACGAUAUAAAAUCCGUACACAAAGAUGCAUUUACCGGAUUAAGUAGCGUAACAGAAUUAGACUUAAGUGGAAACAAUGUGACGAGCAUUCAGGAAAAUGCUUUCGCUUCAAUGACCAGUUUGAUUAAACUUCGUAUGAACUCGAGAACACUAUUUUGCGACUGCGGUUUGCAGUGGUUAAGUAUGUGGUUGCGCGAGCAUAGAUACAGCGAUGCGGAAGUAUAUUGUGGAUAUCCGCAUUGGUUACAGGGUAUGUCGUUGACUCAGCUUCAUCAUAAAAAUUUUACAUGCGACGAAUAUCCGAAACCAAGAAUAAUCGAAGAACCUAAAAGUCAGAUGGGUAUUAAAGGAGAUAACGUAACGUUAAUUUGUCGAGCAACCAGUACUGCCAGUGCGCGGCUACAUUUUACAUGGAAGCACGAUAACGUGGAAAUGGAUAAUGGAAAUUCAGAAAUAAAUAUUGAUUCCGCGGAAAGUGGUGUGACAAAGGCGUCUUCCAUCUUGCAUCUUACUAACGUAACACAUGCAAAUGCUGGCAAAUACCAGUGCAUGGUUACAAACACGUACGGGACGACGUACUCUGCGAAAGCAAAAAUAAGCAUUAUGGUUUAUCCAUCGUUCUCGAAAAUUCCCCACGAUAUACGUGUAAUUGCUGGAAGCACUGCUCGGCUCGAAUGUUCCGCGGAGGGUCAACCGUCGCCGCAAAUAGCGUGGCAAAAAGAUGGAGGGAACAACUUUCCAGCGGCAAGGGAAAGAAGAAUGCACAUGAUGCCAACAGACGACGUACUGUUCAUCGUUGACGUGAAAACAGCGGAUAGCGGCGUUUACUCUUGCACCGCGCAAAAUCUUGCCGGCCUUAUUGUCGCGAAUGCAACUCUUACCAUAUUAGAAACACCGUCGUUCGUGAAACCGAUGGAAAACAAAGAAAUAACCGUCGGUGGUUCGAUCGUGUUGGAGUGUAUGGCAAGCGGUACACCAAGACCAAAGCUCUCCUGGCGUAAAAACGGAAGCCCUCUACAAGCUACGGAACGUCAUUUCUUCACCGCUGAAGAUCAAUUAUUAAUAAUCGUCAAUACUAGAGCUAGCGACGCUGGGAGCUACGAAUGCGAAAUGAGUAAUUCGUUGGGCAGCGUUGUUGGCGCGUCUCACCUUACAGUAAAACCAGCUCCGACCUCUACUCCUAGCCCCGCUUCGGUAAACGAAGACGAUAUACUAGGUUUGAUAAUAAUCACCGUUGUAUGCUGUGCCGUUGGUACGUCCAUAGUGUGGGUGGUUAUAAUUUAUCAGACUAGACGACGCCUAAAUGCCGUUGCGCAAGCUAGAAACGCGCAAACGUCCACUGCUGUUGCAGCCCCUGUUCCGGACACACAGACGCAUUUAUAUUUGGAAACGAGUUCUCAGCAUAGCAAAGAUAGCGGUACAGGAGAUAGUACCAAUCCUAGUAGCGACCAGUUACAAUUAUGUUUACCCGAGGAAAUCGUCACGUGUUCUAUGAACAACGAAGAAGAAACUGGAGCUGUAGUAAACGUCGGGGCACCGUUGUUACGGUACACGAAUCACGAACGACAGGUUCGCGAGAACGAAGACUGUGCCGUAUAAAAUCAUAAGAGAUUCAUCCGCGUUUCGUGCACAAACGUUUUCGUACGAUCCUGUUACGCAAAGUUAGAUCGGACGAUUUUUCACUCAUCAGUUUACGUAGCAAGGUAUUCACCGUUGAACACGCGCAAACUCGUCGAUUUUAUCUCGUGUCGCACGGAUAUUAUUGGUAAGUACAAUAGAAUCGAUAAACGAGAGGCAUCAGUCAUUGUCAUAUUUAUUAUUACAAGAAACGAUUGCCGCGAGAGCGCAGGGUAAACCAGAAUGUACUAGCGACGUACGAUUUGUAAAUAUUUAGGAUAAGGACUCGCGUAUUAGUGUAUUCAAUGUCGUUAAAGAGAAAAUAAGAGAACGAAUACGAUGACACCGGGAAUCACCGUAAGCCGCAAAAGCCACUUAUAUUAAUAUUACUAUUACUAUUAUUAGACCAGUCUUUUGUGAUAGAUAUUUAUUUGUAGGAUUACGUAAAUCAUUAGACGGCGAUUAUAAUUAUAAUAAUGCCCAAGGAUAUAAGAUUGCCUAAAAAAAGAAGGAACAAAAAAAAGAGAAACGUAAACAGGUUCACGCACACUUAUUAAACAUGUAUAACGUAAACACGUACGCAAAAAAGUGCGUUUAUAUACAUAUGUACAUUUGUUUGUAAUAGCACCAAAGUGCUGGUAUAGAGACACUUCGUGAUUUGUCUUCCCCUCUUUUCAGUCCUUUUUUUUUUUUUAAAUUCGUAGCCGAUCGUUACCGAUUUCUAGAGAAUUACGUUUUCAUAUAAUUUCAUCGAUCGGCUACGAUUGCUCAUUACUAACUAUUUAUCUAUCCGCUUGUAUCGAUGACGAACCUUUAGUAGUAUUACUUUUACUAAAGUUUCAAGUAUGUAAUGGAAUCGGUAUGUACGAUUUAGUUGGUUCGCGGACGUCGUUCGAAUAUUUUACCGCUCGAUCGAGAAUCUUCAAUUUUUCGACGCGAUACCUUUGGUUCCCCAAGUCUGCCGCGAACUUUUGAAAGCGCAAGUAGACGACUGCGCGAUUAAACUUAAUUAGUGAAACGACAAGGCGACCGAUAUUAUUUUCUCUGACUUUUUCGAGUUGAUUUGUGAUAUUUUCAUGCCGCGUAGGUAAACUCGUAAUUUAUACAUUGUAAUCUAAUUAAACGUACGUGUUGCGGUGAACAUUGAACGGGGAGGCGCGAAUUUUGAAAGCGAGGAAAACGUGAAACGUUUGGUUUUCAUAUACGUGUAUAUUUUUCUAGUUCUUGCGAACGCGAGAACGUCGAAAUUUCAGUGGAAAAUUGAUUGAGCGAAUAAUAAUAGAGUGGUCGCGCUUCGAAAAGAAACUUUACCGUCGGAUUUGAAUUUUGGUGAAUUCGGCACGAGCGUGACGGAUGAUUGUGUUCGAUCGUUGCUCGAUCAACUUACUCGAAAAGUUCAAAGGUCCAUCGAGCGAUCAUACGCACCGGUCGUAUGAUCGCGCACACUUACCGAUCAUAAGUAUUAACAUUGUAUUGCCAAUAAAUAAGAUGAUGUACAGCACGGCAAAACGAUUUAGCUCGUGCUCGUGCGAUAUACCAAAUAAGGUAUCCCCGUUUAAUUCAGUAUUUUUUCCUUGUUGUUACGUGGUAUAUUCUAAACAAAUAUAAUUAAUCUAUCGAGAUAACGUUGUCGUCAUUUCAUGGUCGAUUCGGCGUUUAAUUAAAAAACACCAGGUCCCCUUUCUCCUUCCUUCUUUUCUCUGUCUUCUUCCUUUCCUUUUACACUUUAUUUACCAAACAAGCGGAUUUUUUUCAAAUAUUACAAUCGCAAAUAUACAUGUAUGUAUGUAUGUAUAUACAUAAAAAAAAAAAAAAACGAAAGAAAA